Molecule: messenger RNA, 3893 nt
Organism: Haliotis rubra (blacklip abalone)
Lineage: Eukaryota; Metazoa; Mollusca; Gastropoda; Lepetellida; Haliotidae
Product: protein-L-histidine N-pros-methyltransferase-like
Exons: 6
Coding region: 111-1100 (329 amino acids)
Molecular function (GO): protein-L-histidine N-pros-methyltransferase activity
Source: RefSeq, a predicted model, not a curated record
UACUGCCAGUAAACAUCAACACAUGGGUUUGUUCAGCGAGAUAUCAGUCAAUUUUUCCUGAUAUUGGAAUCAUUGAUUCCCUAAGACCACGUAAAUGCGUCGAUAUAUAAAUGUUCACCAUUACUGAUACACUAAUUUGCCUGAUAUCAGCUGUAGCAUUCGUAAAUCUCCUGAGAAUGGCAACUCCCGGACAACCGGGCGACUGGUCUGGGCAGCAAAUACGAAAUCCUCUCAUGAGAAAUAUUUAUUAUCGUAUGCUAGAAGAUCAACGACACAGGGAGGACACACAUAGCUAUUGGUACGAGUUUGACAUAUCUGCCCUACCAGAGGAUCUCCGUGAUAAAUUCAUCGGUUUCCAUCAGGAUCUGGAGACAACACAGUUCCUUGAAUCCUGUUACGAGAAGGCAGAAUGGAUCUUCACACAACUGAGACAUUCACUACUUCGCUACAUCCUCAGCUGGUUCAUGACAAGCACCUCCAUUAAUGGAUGGCUGAAGAGGGGAUCCAUGUUCAUCUUCUCAAAGGGUCAGCUGGAUGCCCUCCUGGACAUUCCCACAGGCUGGCACUGGCAGGCAGAGAACAUGCUGGAUCUUGGUGCCGGAGACGGAAUGGUGACUAGUCAGCUGGCGAGGUAUUUCGACAAUGUGUAUGCAACAGAAAUAUCGGAGAUCAUGGUGAAGAGACUGCAGGAAAGAGGCUACAGGGUGUUGGGCAUCAGUGAGUGGAGUAAUGGAACCCGCGUGUAUGACAUCAUUAGCUGUCUCAAUCUGCUGGACAGAUGCGAUCGACCAAUCAGCAUUCUUCAUUCCAUCCGUCAAUCAUUACGAAGAGGGAGUGGCCGUGCCAUCGUGGCAGUAGUGCUUCCAUUUAAACCUUUUGUAGAAUUUGGUUCCACGGACCAUCAGCCCAUAGAGUGCCUCCAUAUAGAAGGGAAAACAUUUGAGGAGCAGACGGUCAGCCUCAUCAGACAUGUUUUUACACCAGCAGGGUUCACAGUGGAGAAAUUUUCCAAACUCCCUUAUUUGUGUGAGGGAGAUAUAAACAAAUCCUUCUUUGUACUAUAUGAUGCUGUGUUUGUCCUCCGGGCCACCGAUGUAUGAUAGCAGGGGUGCCCCAUGUAUGUCAGUAGCUCUCCUGUUUCAUCAGGGUUUGGGAUGCAAGCUUCAGACAUCUUCUCAAGGCUAAGAUAUUACAUUCCUUUAAGGUGUCAUGCAGCAAGAUCAUGAAAAUCAUAUCAUGUGCUCUGUCUUGAUAGCUGUAUCCCUCCUGGUGGCGAUCGACAGAUCUUGACAGAGAGAGAGAAGAACUGAAGUGAUCUUCUUGAGGUUUUGUUAUGCUGAAGCUAGGGAAGUUUUGUAUUUUUCAGUGUUACCUCCCUUUGCUGUCCCAGCUUUCCUUACAUUAAACUGGUUACUUUCUUAGUUUGUGGAACAAAUUUAGCACUUUGGUUAGACAGGUGGCAGCUAAAGCGCAUGACAGAUCUGUACCAUAUCUGCAAAUUUGCAACACUUUUAAUCACAAGUGUAAAUAAAUAUGGAGAUGUGUCUACACUUAGAAAAUAUGUUUUGGGCAGUAAACAUUUUUUCAAAAUACUCUACGGGUAGCUUUUAGGGCUAGUUUUGGACACAUGUUGUAAUGAACCAAGCAUCCCUGCAGUAGGGAAUGGAAUGCCAGGCCUUGGGAAGAUGAUCUGUUUGAAGCUCAAGGCUUUAUACAUAGUGUGUGUGAUUGUAUAUCAGAUGUAAUGCAACCACGUGAGUGUGCCAUAGGUUAACUAUUAAUGCCCCAUGUACAUAUUGUGUUGAAUUGUUGGAGGGAGGAACUUUUUGUCCAGGAUUUUGAAUUCGCUAAAUAAAGUGAAUAUGUAAAUAUGUUAAACUGAAGAAAUAUAUGUCAGUGUAUUAGAUUCCCUCUAGCCACUUUGGCACUGUACAUCAACUGCUGCUUGGUGUGAACAGGUCUGAAAGUAUGGACACCUCUUUAAACAGUCCUGUCAAAGAUUGAUGAACUGGUGAAUUGAUGGAGCUUAUGUUAUAAUGUCUGAGAUAAUAUUCCAUGAUUGGUCCAACCUGUCAGGUGCUGGUUGAAACCGGUGUUUUGAAGCUGAUCUCAUUGAAGACUAAUCUUUAACUCUGGUACAGUCUUGAAGGAAGGAUGUAUGGGUUAUCGAGCCAAUCAGUUGUCAGCUUUCUCAAAUAUUUCCGAUUAUUUUCUUAUCACCUCAUUUCAUGUAUUAUAUUUCACCAAAAGAAAAGCAGCACAUAACACACUGGUAAUCCUUGAUGCCUUGGUGCUCGACAAGAUGUACAAAUAUCCAAACAAUUUAAUUGCAUGGUCCUUUUUAUGUAUAUUUGGAACGCAUAAGUUAUGUAAGCUGAUUCGUAUGCUUUUCUCACUCCUAUCUGGGACUUAAAGGCUUGAUUCUGAUUGGCUGACUCAGCUAAUGUAACCUACUACAGAGUGGGCAUCAGAUCUUCAUGCAAAGAGAGGUUACAUUGGUGUUGAUGACGUGCCUUUUUUGAGAUUGUUUUCAUCUACCUUUCUUCACAGAUCUAAUUGUCUUGACUUGUACAAUCAGAGCUAUGGUCUUGACUUGUACAGGUAGGUCUAUGGCCUUGACUUGUAUGGGCAGAGCUAGUGGUCUUGACUUCUUGCAUGGUCCUGUCCGUCAUUAGUCUCGGCAUGUGGUCCUCAGAAAUCUAUGCUGUACAUUGGUGGUGAUUUAAUGGAUUGAGUGACUUAGUUGAUAGCUUGCCGUUACUCAUGAUAUCAAUCGUGACAUGAUAAUUUACAGGCUGCCAUCAUGUAGCUGGAAUAUUGCUGAGUGUGGCAUUUUAAAUCAUAGCCCUCCCAUGCUUACAUCACAAGUCUGACAUAAACUUGGUGUCAUUGAGAUUAACCGUUAACACUCAUAAAAUAGAAAAAUUAUGAAAUUAUUAUUGAAUUGUGCAAGUUUUAUUGUUUAGUAUUUUACCUCAAAUGUUAGAUUAUUCAUAAGCUCAGACAAUAGAGCUCUUACUGUCAUCUGUAGGUUAUUGUUUGCAUGAUAACCUAAUAGUUAGUCAACAUGAGGUAUCGUUAAAACUGAAAGUGCAAGAACACAAGCUUCAACACAUUCUACAGUUGAAGUCAACCAUUAACAAGGGGUAGCCUAAUGGUUAAACCAUGGGCUCGUCACGCCGAAGACCCGGAUUCGAAUCCCCACGUGGGUACAAUGUGUGAAGCCCAUUUCUUGUGUCCCCUGCCGUGAUGUUGCUGGAAUAUUGCUAAAAGCAGCGUAAAACCAAACUCAGUCAGUCAGUCAGUCAACCAUUAACAUAAAUAUGAACAUGGUCUGGAUGUUUCUUCCAGAUGUGGAUAAAAAGCUUCAGCUUUCCUGACUCAACAUCAAGUGAGCUGAUGUUAUGGCUUGCUUGGCCAUCAGCUCUUGUAAAUAUCUUGUAAAAAACAUACACUACACUAUUGAAGCUGACAUUUGUUCUGACCAAUUUUGACAUCUCAGUCUGUCCAAAAUGUUGGAAUCCAAUUUUUGAUAAUUUAUUUGGAUCUGAAUAUUUUAUUAACUAUUUGGAAAUGGCCAAACAACUAGAUAAUAUAGCAUGUCAUAUUGCCAUUCCAUUAUGAUAAAUAUCAUGGACCCAUUCGGUACCAAACCUUAUUUUGAUUUAGACAUGCAAUGAAAUAACAUGAUCAUGGUUACAGAAACUCUGUUAACAAUAUCAAAUCUUCUCAACAGGAAACACCCAGUAGCAUACUGGCUUCCUUCCCCUUAUCUUAGUACUUGAGAUAACAUCUUUGUAGUUGGAAGGUCAAUCUGAAUCGUAACAAAAAUCCUUUAUUUGAAAAGUAUUGAGGACUUGCACUAAGGAUGACAUUAUUUAUAAUAUAGGUCU